Messenger RNA from Orbicella faveolata, 2535 nucleotides. RefSeq names its product polyunsaturated fatty acid 5-lipoxygenase-like. Gene Ontology annotation, molecular function: oxidoreductase activity, acting on single donors with incorporation of molecular oxygen, incorporation of two atoms of oxygen; metal ion binding. Gene Ontology annotation, biological process: lipid oxidation. The record is from RefSeq and is a predicted model, not a curated record. Lineage: Eukaryota; Metazoa; Cnidaria; Anthozoa; Scleractinia; Merulinidae.
CAAGAUCGGUGAACGCCCUGAAGCUACUCGCUUACAGCACAGAGAAUUCCAAUCCAUUAUCUACUAAAAUGAAACUUUUGGCUGUUCUACUGUCAUUGAUUGGAGGCUUCAUAACAGCUUCAAGGUAUGCAUCAGCUGUAAAAUGCGCAGUGUCCCUUCCUCAGCACUCAGAUUCCAAUCCAGUCUGUAAGGCUGUCAGGAAUGCUGCUCUUGCUGAAAACAAGAAGACAUACACCUAUAAAUAUGACCCGGAGUUGCAUGGCUUUGCUUUGUUAAACAUGACCUCAGAGCAGCUGGGACAGGUUGCUCUGAAAGACCCAUUCAUGAGAUACUUCACAGUGGCCUACGUUGGAGUAACAACAGCUUCCAAUAAACUCUUGGAAACGUAUUUGAACAUGACGGCUGGACAAGAAUUCAGCGACACCUCAGACUAUCUCGCGUUGUCCAAGUUUUUUCAGUCGACUCUGGAGCCUGUAGUUGGGGAAUAUGUGAGGCUACCAUCCAAACACGAGGCGUUUAUUAACGACAAAGAUGAAUGGAUCAGUGACAAGUUUUUCACUCAGCAACGCCUAGCAGGAGCUAACCCCAUGUCAAUCAAACGAGUGAUUAUUCCCGGAGAAGAAAAAAGGAGAUGCACAGUAAAGACAAAAGAUGGAAGAUGGUGUCAUUUUCCCUUUACCUUCCAAGGGAAAGUUCAUCACGAGUGUAUCACUGAUUCUUACCAUAAAGCUUGGUGUUCAACUACAGAACGAUACAAGGGUAGAUGGGGUGUUUGUCAAGAGAAAGAGGACAUCGAAGAAGCAGAACAAACGAUGGACUGUACCGUAAAGACAAUAAAAGGCGAAUGGUGCCAUUUUCCAUUCACUUACAAAGGAGUUAAAUACGAGAAAUGUACAGAAAAGGAUUUCUAUACACCGUGGUGUGCUAUAAAUGACAAAUUCAGAUGGGGCAUUUGUGAAGAGAAAGAGGUCGAAGAGGAGAAAAAACAGGAAGAACCAAAGGGACUGGACUGGAAGGAGUUGGAGGAAACGCUAAAUCCUGAAUUUGACUGGGAAGCCGCUGUGCAAGCGGCCCUGAAGACUAAAGAAUCUUUGGAAGAUGCGAUAAGCCAAGGCCGGUUAUACGUUCUUCGUUACGAGCUUUGCGACGACAUGGUGAGGUCUCCAGACCUCACUGAUCAAGAUCCUCGAAGAACCAUGUUGGACUUUCUAUCUCCCAUCGCUUUGUUUGCAUCCGCCAAAAUUGGUCAACACAAUGAACUUGUGCCCGUUGCCAUACAAAUGGACUACGAGCCAAAUUCAGCCGUUUACACUCCGAAAGAUGGAGACAACUGGAUGAUGGCCAAACUUAAUGUUCAAGUCACGGAUUUAGGAUACUCCCAAAUUGUUGAGCACCUCGCUAAGGUCCAUUAUUUGCUGGAACCAUUCUGCCUCUCCUUAAAACGCACCUUACCUCCCAUGCAUCCGCUGAAUCAGAUACUGAAGUUUCACUGCCGGGAGUUACUUGUCCCCAACACUUUUGGAACUCCAGCAUUGGUGAACGAAGCGCGGUUCAUGGAUCUCCUUUUUGCAUAUGGAAAUGACGGAGCAGUAAGGCUUCUUCGUGACGCACAUCCAUUCGCCACUUGGGAUGUAACAGAUUUCAGACGCAACAUCAAGGAACGCGGAGUGGCCGACAAGAAGCUCCUGCCAUACUUUCCUUUUCGAGAUGAUGGUGAAAAAAUCUAUGAAGUUAUCGAAGACAUGAUAAAGAAUUACGUGAACUUGUAUUAUAAGGAGGAUGAAGAUGUGACUGAAGACGUGGAGCUUCAGGCUUAUCUGAAUGAAGUGUCACUAAACGGAACUGGACCAAAUGGUGGCCUUGGAAGGAUUCAAGGUUUGCCUCCAAGAAUUGAUUCCAAGGAAGAACUCUGUGACAUUGUGACCCGCAUCAUCUCUCAUUUGACGAUUGGGCAUGCCGCGGUCAACUACGAGCUCUCAGACUAUGCUGAAUACAUACCCAACCUUCCGACUAAGCUGUACAAUGACACCAGAGCGGAAGAAGGGGAGUUCUCUGUUUAUUGGCUGCCUAACAGAGCUACUUCUGCUAUCGAGGCCAGCUUCAGUAAUUCCCUGGCGACUUUCCGCUUCGAUUCCUUGUUUGACUACGGCAACGAACUUGAGGACAACAAGGCUGUCAACCUCGUCAAUGGUUACUAUAGUUACCUAAUGCAUAAGAUUCAGCCUCUCUUGCAAGAAGUAAACCAGAAACGGGAGAAGAGUGGUCACCUGACCUAUCCUUAUUUUAUUCCAAGAUGGCUGCCGAAUGGUAUACAUACUUAGGAAGUUCGUUUUUCUCGUAGGAGGUCGCAUGCGAUACAAGCUGCGAUCUAAGAAGAAACAACACUAAUCGUAUUGCUUAUUGAAUGUCUCGCGUUAAAGCGUGGGUAAAUAUUGUCAAAGCUGUAGAGGCGGCACUGCUCUGUAUGUGUUGUUAACAAAUGAGCUUUGAAGGUCAAUUAAAUGACUUGUGGGCAUGCGUGCUUGUUUUUUGUCA